AUGUCAAUGUUUUCACUUGCGUAUGCUGGGAGAUUGGAGAAUGUUGUUGGGUGGUAUCACUUGCAUCCUGGGUAUGGAUGCUGGCUCUCGGGUAUUGAUGUUUCAACACAGAUGCUUAACCAACAGUAUCAGGAGCCUUUUUUGGCUGUUGUUAUUGAUCCCACAAGGACUGUUUCGGCUGGUAAGGUUGAGAUUGGGGCGUUCAGAACGUAUCCAGAGGGUCAUAAGAUCUCAGAUGAUCAUGUUUCUGAGUAUCAGACUAUCCCUUUAAACAAGAUCGAGGACUUUGGUGUUCAUUGCAAACAGUACUAUUCAUUGGACAUCACUUAUUUCAAGUCAUCUCUUGAUAGCCACCUUCUUGAACUCCUUUGGAACAAGUACUGGGUGAACACACUAUCUUCCUCCCCACUGCUGGGCAAUGGAGACUAUAUUGCUGGACAAAUAUCAGACUUGGGUAAAUAA
Brassica napus (rape) is the source of this 462-nucleotide messenger RNA. Its product is annotated as COP9 signalosome complex subunit 5a-like. The coding region runs from base 1 to 462 and encodes 153 amino acids. NCBI's taxonomy places the organism in Eukaryota, Viridiplantae, Streptophyta, Magnoliopsida, Brassicales, Brassicaceae. Gene Ontology annotation, biological process: protein deneddylation. Gene Ontology annotation, molecular function: metallopeptidase activity; protein binding; deNEDDylase activity. The transcript is spliced from 3 exons. Gene Ontology annotation, cellular component: COP9 signalosome; cytoplasm. The record is from RefSeq and is a predicted model, not a curated record.